This is a messenger RNA of Penaeus monodon (black tiger shrimp), 1198 nucleotides long. RefSeq names its product proton-coupled amino acid transporter-like protein pathetic. Gene Ontology annotation, molecular function: amino acid transmembrane transporter activity. The record is from RefSeq and is a predicted model, not a curated record. Gene Ontology annotation, biological process: amino acid transmembrane transport. NCBI's taxonomy places the organism in Eukaryota, Metazoa, Arthropoda, Malacostraca, Decapoda, Penaeidae. Gene Ontology annotation, cellular component: vacuolar membrane.
UUGUCUGUUUAUGAGUGCAUAUAAAAAUAAACUGCUUUCCGUUUUCCUUCAGGCUGAGGACAGCACUCAGAACCGCCCGAGUGUGUACGCCAUCACCGCUGCUGUUGACAUACAGGAGCAGGACCUCAGCAGCGGCCAAGACCUCAAUGAUACUAAGAGGGACAUCAAUGACCCCAGACGCCCUUAUAGUUCGUCGGAUGACCUGAGCGUGCGGGAUAUUAGUAACCCGACCACGGACUGCGAGACGAUGAUCCACGUGCUGAAGGGCAACAUUGGCACAGGCCUCCUCGCAAUGCCUGAAGCUUUCAUGAAUGCCGGCCUGUGGGUGGGAUUCUUCGGCAUACCCAUCAUGGGCAUCAUUUGUGUCCACUGCAUGCACGUCCUGCUCAAGUGUUCUAAGGAGCUUUGCCGGCGAGCCAAGGUAUCAGCCCUCAGCUACGAGGAGUCGGCUGAGAUGGCCUUUAAACUCGGGCCAGGAAAGUGCCCCAAGUACGCAACAGCUGUGGGUUACAUCAUUACGACAUUCCUGCUUAUAACUCAAAUUGGCUUCUGUUGCGUCUACUUCGUGUUCAUCCCGCAGAACAUCAUGCAGGCUUUAGAGUGCAUGGUUGGCGGCUCCGGCAUCAGUCAGCUGGGGUACAUGGCCAUAUUCAUUUUGCCCAUUCUUCUUAUCUGCUACAUCCCACAUCUCAAGUACCUAGCCCCGGUCUCCUUGGUGGCAGGAGUGAUCCAGACAGCAGGUCUGAUCAUCUGCUUCUACUACAUGGUCCGCGACCUUCCCGAAAUCUCCGAAGAAAUCCCAGGCUGGCCGGCUUUUCGAAGCUGCCGCUGUCCUGCCCUGGAGAACAAGAUGAGGACCCCCAAGUCCUUCCGGGGCUUCACUGGCGUCCUUAACACGGCCAUGAUGUGCGUCAUCAUCUACGCUGCAAUGGGCUUCUUCGGUUACCUCCAGUACGGGAGCAAAGUCGAGGGAUCCAUUACUCUGAAUCUGCCACCGAACGAAGGCCUGGCCCAGUCGGUGAAGAUCCUGAUGGCGGCGGCCGUGUACUUGACGUACCCCUUGCAGAUGUACGUACCUUUCGAAAUCCUCACGCCCUCUCUGAGGAACCGAUUCGACAGCCCUAGAAAUAAGUUCCUCGCGGAGUAUACCCUAAGGACAUGCUUGGUGCUAAUCACUUGUGAGUACGAGCUUCCAUAG